Molecule: messenger RNA, 1116 nt
Organism: Linum trigynum
Lineage: Eukaryota; Viridiplantae; Streptophyta; Magnoliopsida; Malpighiales; Linaceae
Source: the annotation of a GenBank genome assembly
AUGGCGAAUCGCACUGACCCUGCGGCGAAGAGCAUCAGGGGAACGAAUCCGCAGAACCUGGUGGAGAAAAUCGUUCGCUCGAAGAUCUACCAGAACACGUACUGGAAGGAACAAUGCUUCGGAUUGACGGCGGAGACCCUCGUGGACAAGGCGAUGGAGCUCGAUCACAUCGGCGGGACGUACGGCGGCACCAGGAGACCAACUCCUUUCAUCUGCUUAAUCCUGAAGAUGCUCCAGAUUCAGCCGGAGAAGGAUAUUGUGGUCGAGUUCAUCAAGAACGACGACUACAAGUAUGUUCGUGUACUCGGCGCGUUCUACCUCCGGCUGACCGGCACAGACAUCGACGUCUACCGGUAUUUGGAGCCGCUGUACAACGACUACCGCAAGCUCAGGAUGAAAUCGGCCGACGGAAAAUUUAUCUUGACCCAUGUGGAUGAGGUGAUUGACGAGCUGCUGACGAAGGACUACGCCUGCGACAUUGCACUACCCCGUGUUAAGAAGAGAUGGACCCUAGAGUCGCAUGGUAUACUAGAACCAAGGAAGAGUGUGUUGGAAGAUGACUUUGAAGAGGAAGAAGAGAAAGAGGAGACUGAGCAGAUGGAUGCAGUGGAGAAUGGUGUCAACGAUGAGAAGGAUUAUCACCAUGGGAGAAGCCCCACGAGAGAAAGGGAUAGAGACAGAAGACGGGACAGUCAUCGCUACAGGGACCGUGACUACGAUAGGGACCGUGGGCGUGGACGAGAUAGAGACAGGGACCGCGAUAGGGACCGAGACCGUGAUAGAGACAGGGAUCGUUACCGCCUAAGAGACGAGAAGGACUACAGUCGCGAUAGGGACCACGACAGAGAAAGGGAGGGAAGGGACAGAGAGAGGCGAGACAGGGACCGUGGCAGUGGGAGGCGGAGGAGUCCAUCAAGGAGCCGGAGCAGGAGUAGAGAUCGGAAGAGGCGUCGGAGCCCCAGUCCCAGAAGGGACAGAGGAGAGGAGGCCAAGAAGAAGGAGAAGAAGAAGAGCGAGAAGAAGGAGAAGAAAGAUGACGGCACUGAUCAUCCGGAUCCUGAGAUUGCAGAGGCCAACAGGAUCCGUGCAUCUCUUGGUUUGAAACCACUGAAGUGA